GUUUCGCUUGUCCCGAGCGUGUGAAAAACACAAACGAUUUCACUUGAAAUCUACAUUCAAAGAAAGGAAGCUGACAAAGAGAAAAUCCAAUUAUCCCAAUUUCCCAUAAAACGUUGUCUCUUCCACUCAGAUCCAUUAACUGCCAUUUUCUUUUUCAAUCCCAGUGAAUGUCGAAGAAGUAUAUUGCCGGGGAGAGAGACUGAUCGGGAACUAAAAAACGACUCGUCGUUUCUACGCUCCGAUAGGGAGAGAUCUGGAUUUACAACAAUGGAGAAUCCUCAAGGUGGAUCCGAUAGAGACAACAAGUACAGCUCCUCGGCUUCUCCCGCCUCGGUCGUCUCCAAUUUCUGGAAAGAGUUUGAUCUGGAGAAGGAAAGAAAUGUAUUGGACGAACAAGGAGUUAAAAUUGCUGACAAUCAAGAAAACAGCCAGAAAAACCGGCGGAAGCUUGCAGAAAGUACUAAAGAGUUUAGAAAAGCUUCACCAGAGGACAAGUUGACUUUGUUUAAUUCUUUACUAAAGGGAUUCCAAGAAGAAGUUGAUAAUCUCACAAAGAGAGCAAAGUUUGCAGAAAAUGCUUUUCUUAACAUCUACCAAAAAAUUUAUGAGGCUCCCGAUCCAUAUCCAGCUCUUGCUUCAAUUUCGGAGCAAGAUCAGAAAUUGUCUGAACUAGAAUUGGAGAAUAGGAAAAUGAAAGUUGAGCUUGAGGAAUUCCGGACAGAAGCAGCUCAUUUGAAGAAUCAGCAGGCAACAAUAAGAAGACUUGAGGAGCGCAACCGCCAAUUGGAGCAACAGACGGAAGAAAAAGUGAAAGAGAUAGUGGAGAUCAAGCAAAGAAGUUUGGCAGAGGAGAACCAGAAAACACUUGAGGUCCUAAAAGAAAGAGAACAAUUGUUGCAAGAUCAAUUACGACAAGCAAAGGACAGUGUUUCCAAUAUGCAAAAACUACAUGAGCUUGCGCAAACCCAAUUAUUUGAGCUUCGUGCCCAGUCAGAGGAAGAAAGGGCAGCAAAGCAAUCAGAGGUCAAUCUUUUAAUGGACGAAGUUGAACGAGCUCAGACACGCCUUCUUAGCCUGGAGAGGGAGAAGGGGCUUCUACGCACCCAGUUACAGUCAGCAAAUGAAGAGACAGAUGAGAAAAGUGACGAUAUAGAUUCAAAUACCAUCCUUGAGAAUUCUUUGAUAGCGAAAGAGAAGAUCAUUUCUGAACUCAACAUGGAACUCCACAAUAUUGAAACAACCUUAUCAAGUGAGCGAGAAGAACAUAUUAAUGAGAUCAAGAAGUUGAAUUCCCUGCUCCACGAAAAGGAAAUAGCCCUUGAGGAGAUGAAGAAAGAGCUUCAGGCAAGGCCAACAGAGAAAUUGGUUGAUGAUUUGCGUAAAAAGGUCAAAAUUUUGCAGGCAGUGGGUUAUAACUCAAUUGAGGCAGAAGAUUGGGAAGUAGCUACAAGUGGAGAAGAGAUGAGCAAAAUGGAGUCUCUUCUUCUUGAUAAGAACAGGAAAAUGGAACACGAACUUACACAGAUGAAGGUCAAACUUUCAGAGAAAGCAUCACUGCUUGAAACAGCUGAAGGCAAGAUAGCAGAACUGACAGCAAAGGUCAAUGAACAACAAAAGUUAAUACAGAAGUUGGAGGAUGAUAUAUUAAAGGGUUAUAACUCCAAAGAUCAAAAGAGCACUCUUUUUGAAGAUUGGGAUCUUUCAGAGGCAAGGGGCAGUGAGCUAUCUGAGAGCACAGAUCAAAAACACGUUCCAUCAGAUCAAGACCAAAGCUCCAUGCUUAAGGUUAUUUGUAAUCAGCGAGAUCGAUUUAGGGCACGGUUGCGAGAGACAGAGGAGGAAACAAGAAGGUUGAAGGAGAAGAUUGGGGAGCUGACAGCUGAACUGGAAAAGACAAAAGCUGAUAAUGUCAAACUUUAUGGAAAGAUUCGUUACGUUCAGGACUACAAUCUUGAGAAAGUAGUUUCUAGAGGAUCAAAGAAGCAUGUGGAGGAUCUUGAAAGUGGUUUCACCUCAGAUGUUGAAUCAAAGUACAAGAAGAUCUACGAGGAUGACAUAAAUCCAUUUGCAGCUUUCUCCAAAAAGGAAAGGGAUCAAAGGUACAAGGAGUUGGGUUUCAGGGAUAGAAUCACACUUAGCAGUGGACGGUUUCUUCUGGGAAACAAGUAUGCUAGAACUUUUGCAUUUUUCUACACCAUCGGGUUGCACGUACUAGUUUUCACCUGCCUCUACAGAAUGUCGGCUUUGAGCUACCUAGGCAACGGUGCGGAGGAUGUUGGAGACAAACACUUGAACCUCCCACAUGCCCUCUAGGAUUGAUGCAAAACAUAUAAGUUUCCUAUACAGUGUAAAUAUGACAAAAGAUCAUCUCUGUGGUUCUCUGUCAAACUCGGACUGCUCAAUGCAUAUAGUGGCCAUACUAAACUUAAAUCGUGUUGAAGCUUUAAUGCAUGUCCAGGCGUUGCAAAAGAACUCUUGGGAAUUCAAAUUUAGUGUAAUUCGUUUGGAUCAUUCAGUCGAUUCAAUGUCUAUGCUUUUGAUGCAUUAACUAGCAUUUUGAUCAAAUCAUAAAAACAUGCCCUUUUUGUUUCUAUCAUGGCUAGAGAAGAAUACGACCAAAUUUGAAGUCUUUUUUUAUUUUACUUUGGACUGGCCAA
This is a messenger RNA of Morus notabilis, 2657 nucleotides long. Its product is annotated as protein CASP. Gene Ontology annotation, biological process: intra-Golgi vesicle-mediated transport. Lineage: Eukaryota; Viridiplantae; Streptophyta; Magnoliopsida; Rosales; Moraceae. The record is from RefSeq and is a predicted model, not a curated record. The transcript has 19 exons. Bases 268 to 2313 code for a protein of 681 amino acids. Gene Ontology annotation, cellular component: Golgi membrane.